Messenger RNA from Dunckerocampus dactyliophorus (ringed pipefish), 584 nucleotides. RefSeq names its product ATP synthase membrane subunit c locus 3a (gene atp5mc3a). The record is from RefSeq and is a predicted model, not a curated record. Gene Ontology annotation, molecular function: proton transmembrane transporter activity. NCBI's taxonomy places the organism in Eukaryota, Metazoa, Chordata, Actinopteri, Syngnathiformes, Syngnathidae. The transcript has 5 exons. The coding region runs from base 122 to 541 and encodes 139 amino acids. Gene Ontology annotation, biological process: proton motive force-driven ATP synthesis; proton transmembrane transport.
GGUCUCUACAUAUGUAGCGCUACGCAUGCGCAUUUGCUCACUGUGGUUCGACCUCUGCAGUCGAGAGACCCGGGCUUCAACCAGACUAGACGGAACUACUACAAACUACUUGAAGUAGAAAAUGUACGCCUGUGCAAAGUUUGUGUCCUCGCCGGCUCUGGUCCGUGCUGGUUCCCGGGCUCUUUACAGACCCCUGUCUGCCUCUGUGCUGUCCAGGCCUGAGGUCAAAACAGAGAGCACUGUUGCUCUGAUGCCACAGAGCCCCCUCAAUCAGAUCACACUGAGGGGCUUCCAGACAAGCGCCGUCAGCCGGGACAUCGAUACAGCUGCAAAGUUUAUCGGUGCUGGAGCCGCCACAGUCGGUGUAGCUGGAUCCGGUGCCGGAAUCGGGACUGUGUUCGGCAGUUUGAUCAUUGGCUAUGCUAGGAACCCAUCUCUGAAGCAGCAGCUGUUCUCCUAUGCCAUCCUGGGAUUUGCCCUGUCUGAAGCCAUGGGACUUUUCUGUUUGAUGGUUGCUUUCCUCAUCCUGUUUGCUAUGUAAAACUCUGCUGUUCAACUUUCAUUACAGAUGUGACUACACUUUA